AUGUCAGCCACCAUGAAAUUGAAACAGUACAGCGUCGACACUCCUCGCGAGACCAUUUUCCAAGACGCAACAGCUUUGCUCGAAACGAUUCCCAAAUGGAAAGAGGGAAAGACAUUUUUUGAAGGCACCACCCACGAGACGGAAACAAAAGGCGAGGUCAUCGAUGACGAUUUCUGGGUUGCAGCCAAGGCCCACUUUCAGGAUGUAAACUUGGAAAGAUUACGCAAAGCCAUCAUUGGCACUGAAGAAGCGGGCUUUUCCCAUUCCGAUUACGAGCCACACUACAAGCAUGAGAUUUCGCAAGUGCAAGUCCAAGGUGAACAAUUCACCACUUUCGCUAAUGGCUGGAGCUACAAAGUUCGUACCGAGUACUCAUUCAGUUUCCCGUUUAGCAAGAGAACUUUUAAUCAAUUGGUCCACGUCUUUGUUGACCCCAUCAAAAGAUGGGCUUUGAUUGUCAGUUUGCCCAUCAAGGGACCGCUUUUUCCCGAUUCCGUGUUGGGCGAAGCUGUCACUGUUGAAGAGUUGAGCUGGAAAGCUGAAAGAGAUGGUCCUGCUGAAUGGUUGAUUGCUUCUACUUCCGGCGCCGGUGGCAAUAUUCCUCAUUGGGCUUCAAACUAUGCCUUGGCCGGUAUCCUCGUUAAAGAUGUUCCCAAUGUUGUUGAUUUGAUUUCUGGCAGUGACUAUUUCACUGAGCCAGACUCUAAACUUUUGUCUAAACAGGCUUGA
Messenger RNA from Lodderomyces beijingensis, 729 nucleotides. The record is from the annotation of a GenBank genome assembly. NCBI's taxonomy places the organism in Eukaryota, Fungi, Ascomycota, Pichiomycetes, Serinales, Debaryomycetaceae.